AUGGAUCAUAACAAUUUCGGCGCUUUCGGUACUGGCGAUUGGUCUAGCUUUGGAGGCGACUCCUCCAAAUCCGUACGUUAACUUCAAACUUUUAAGGGGUCGAAAGUUUUAUUUUUCAAAAACCCAAAGUUUGGCGUUGUCGUACGGUAUGAGCUUUAAUCGCAAAUAAUCUAAUUUGCUUUUCAUUCUAACGAAUGUUGCUCAUGUACGCGCACGUCCAAAAAAAAGAACAAAACACAGGCAGAUGCAGAACGGCCGGAUACUUGCCAAAAAUUGAAAACCGGUCCGAAACUUGUACGUUUCCGACCAGUGUUGAAAACGGCCAAAAACCACUCGAAAAUCGGCCGGUUUCUGCUCAAAUUCAACAAAAACGGCCGAAAACCAGUGAAAAAACACGGCCGGUUACUGGUCAAUUUUGAUAAACCGGUCAGAAACUGGUCGGUUUUUGAGUUGUUACUGGCCGUUUUUCAACACUGGUCGGAAACGUACAAGUUUCGGACCGGUUUUCAAUUUUUGACAAGUAUCCGGCCGUUCUGCAUCUGCCUGUGAAACAUUUUGGCCGUAUUCGUACAGGGUGAAAUGUUUCCCAUUCCAAUUUUUCCCUAUGUUCUUUUUCAUGAAAAAAUGUUCAUUUUUAGGGUUAUCAAAAUACAUGGUCCAAUUGGGGACAACCUCCAUCGCAACAACCAAAAUACGAAAAUCCUUAUGAAAACUAUGGAUAUGCAGAUAACAGAGGAUAUACCGCCUUUUCUGGAAAUGACUUUGGAAAUUUUGGAACAUUUCCACAAAAAGCAGGUACUCGUACUGGAUUCGGUUUCAAUUCUGCAUUAGGACCAGAAUGGAGUCAAAAACAUUUUGGUACAAAAGGAAAGAAGAAUGCGAACAGAGGGCAACCACAACAACAGAUUCCAAAAGGUCCAAAACCUGUUGUAACUACGGGCAAAACUCCGACAAGUGUUCUUCAUGAACUUUUCAAAAACAUAAACGAAGAGUUAGUUGAAUUUGAUUACAUUUGAAGAGAUUUAUAUUUUAUGUAUUUUGCAGAUUUACCGAUUCAGGAACUACACCCAAAAGAUACAUUUGCAAAUUGAAUGUUGAUGGACAUAUUUUCGAAGCUGAUGCAUUGAACAAAAAGAGCGCCAAACAUAAAUGUUCAGAAGUUGCAAUCAAAGCAUUGAGACCAGAUGUUUAUGUCGAACCAUUUAUUGAACCAGUCAAAGCUGUAUCUACUCCUAAAAAAGAGAAACCACAAGAAGUCGAAAGUCAAUCAAAUUCAGCAGUCGAACCACAACAGAAAAAACAAAAAAGAGCCGCAGAAAGUGAUCAUCAAGAACAAACAAAGAAACAAAAACUUUCACCAGCUGAAGCCGCUGCCUCUUUAUAUGAUCUGAUGCAAAGAAUAAUUUCUGAUUCAUCUGAAAAAUAUGUUCCUGUUUUUGAAAUCACUGAAGAAUUACCACCAACUACAGAAGUGAAAAAAGAAGAACCAGUUGAAACAACAAUGGAAACAAAUGAAGAUGGAGAACAGAAAAAAGAAAAGAAAUUGCCGAAAUGGUAUAAAGAUCCUGCUACUAUUUUCACGUAAGUUUUCGAAGAAAACAUUCAAUUUUUCAAUUAUUUAAAUUUUUAGUGUUACUCUGAAGUUUGAAGAACAGGGAAAACAAUAUCAAAAAUCAGGAAAAGGUCGAGGAAUGCAACGAAAUUUAGUUGUCAGGGAAGCACUUCUUGAUUUAUUUAAAGUUUCUCAUUAUGAUAUUAAAACAGUUACUUUGAAUAGUGCAACGAAGAGAUUAAAUCAUUUCAGCAAUGUUUCAGUGAGUUUAAAAUUAGUUUUUUAUUUGAGAAAAAUCUGUUUUUUUUCUAGACACUUUAUCAAAUCGCUUCAAUUCUUAAUUGUAAUAUUACAUUCGAUAUUGAACUAUCUGAAGCUGCUCCACUUGGAGAAGGAAAACCAUUUUAUUUCGCAAAGUGCAAGGUUGAAUCAAUAGAUGAUUCUGGAAGAACAGCCGAAUUCAAAUCAUCAGAUUCGCUUUCGAAAACAAUGGCUAAAGAACAAGUUGCACUUCUUGCUCUCACUCAAUUUUUCGAAAUUGAUCUAACAAAAUGUGAAAAGAAAAAAGAAUCAGGAGAUACUCAAUCAUUGGGUCCAGCUGCUACUUUACAUACACAUUUGGCACAAACUUCGAAAAAUGGUGAACUCAAAAUCAAUUAUGAAUUCCAAGAUGUUGAACCAAAAACAACUCCACCAACAUUUAUUUGUCAUUGUUUGAUUGGAGACAAAAAGUUUACUGCAGUUGGAUCAUCGAAAAAAUUGGCAAAAAAUAAUGCAGCCGUGAUUGCUCUCAAAGAAAUAUUUGCUAUUGAUUUCAACGCACUCGAAAAUGAACCAGCAAAUGAGAAUGCAGUUGAUAGAAAUCAUAAUGUUUCUCAAUUAUGCCACGAUAUUGCCGAAUUUGCAAAACGAGAAUAUCACGGAAUGAGUAAAUAUUAUAAUGUUCGUCCAAGUAAUCAAGUUGCAUGCUUCUUUUUGGUUAAUGAAAAAGGUGAAAAACGACUUAUUGCAAGUGGUUCUUCAAUGCAAAAUAUAGUCGAUACUGGAAAAUUAAAUCAAUCUGGUGGUAAAACAUUGGUUCAUAUGGAUCCAAUUGUUUUGGCAAGACGUUCUCUACUUCGAUAUUUUAUUCAAGAAUUGGCUGUUAUGGAAAAUGAUCCAGAAAAUUCUGUUUUCAUUAUUAACAAAGGAAAAAAGGCCGAUUUGAAACCAAAUCUUCAACUUAUUCUUUAUGCCAAUUUUCCACCAGUUUGUUCAAUGUCAGUCAGAGAUGCCAAAGUCAAAAAAUUGGCAUACGUAACGUGAGUUUAAUUUUAAUUCUUUUGUUUUUAAAACCUCCGUACUACAGUAAACCCUUCAAAAAACUCACACACAUGGACAAAUUUGUGCCAUUUCUGAACUAAGAUUUUUUAUAAAAUGAAUUAACGUGAAUGCUCACGGAGUUUUUUAUUUCCGAAAUUCUUAGAACAAUUAUUUUCCAAAAUUAAAUAAAAAAUAAUUUUUCAGCCCGAUUAAUUUCACUCCAGUUCCUGAUGAUCUUAUGACAACUGCUGAAAUUCGAGAGUUAAAAGAAAUCCGUGUUCAUUGCACAGCUGAUAAGAUUUACAAAUGGAAUACUGUUGGACUUCAAGGAGCACUUUUAUCGAAUCUUUUGAAUACAAUUAAAUUGAAUUGUAUCUUUUUCGGAACUGAUGCACCUGUUCCUGAUGAAUCUUUGAAGUUUGCAUUGGCUGGAAGAUUGGGAGAAGAUACAAGUAAAUUGCAACUUGAAAGUAUUGCGGUAAGAUAAUUCUGUUAACUAUCUUUAUAACAAUUUCAAAAUAUUCGAUUUUAGGCUCAAAUGCGAGUUGUUACAAGUUAUGCACAAGGUUGGACUCGUGGAAUUGAUAGUGUCGAAAAAAUCGACCACGAAACUGGUGUUACUAUUACUGGAACUCCUUCAAAAUAUUCAAAAUUCGAAUUAUUUCAAUUAUAUUUGAAAUUGAAAAAUGCGGAUACUUCGAUUACAAAUUAUAAUGCUGCCAAACUUAAAGGGGCUGCUUAUCAAAGAUCCAAAAAAGCAUUUUAUAAUAAGGUAACUUAAACAUAAGCCUAAGUAACAGUUUUAACGAACAAUUAUAAUUUGCAGCUCGAAAAAGCUGGACUCGGAAAAUGGCAAACAAAGCCAUCCGAAUUUCUUGAUCACUUCAAUGUUACCCUUGUCAAAGCGGAAUAA
Messenger RNA from Caenorhabditis angaria, 3767 nucleotides. The record is from the annotation of a GenBank genome assembly. Lineage: Eukaryota; Metazoa; Nematoda; Chromadorea; Rhabditida; Rhabditidae.